Lodderomyces jiufengensis is the source of this 2184-nucleotide messenger RNA. It is a transcript of the gene ERG7, whose product is annotated as lanosterol synthase. The record is from RefSeq and is a predicted model, not a curated record. Gene Ontology annotation, cellular component: lipid droplet. The transcript has a single exon. Gene Ontology annotation, molecular function: lanosterol synthase activity. NCBI's taxonomy places the organism in Eukaryota, Fungi, Ascomycota, Pichiomycetes, Serinales, Debaryomycetaceae. Bases 1 to 2184 code for a protein of 727 amino acids. Gene Ontology annotation, biological process: ergosterol biosynthetic process; triterpenoid biosynthetic process.
AUGUAUUAUUCAGAAGAAUUAAAUUUACCAAAGACAGACCCAUCGAAAUGGAGACUAAGAACAGAUCCAGUAGGUAGAGAAACAUGGCACUAUAUAACAAAUGAAACAGACCUAAAAAAUGAACCACAAUCAAAUUAUGUAAAAUGGUUAUUAAAGACAUCAGAUUUCCCUCAACCCCAACCAGAAACGAUUGAAACUCCCACUAAGUCAAUGGAAAAGGGAGCUGAUUUUUUGAAAUUACUUCAAUUAGAUAAUGGAAUAUUUCCAUGUCAAUAUAAAGGGCCGAUGUUUAUGACAAUUGGGUAUGUUGCUGCUAAUUAUUAUUCUGAAAAACCAAUACCAGAACCUUAUAAACAAGAAAUAAUAAGAUAUAUAGUUAAUACAGCAAAUCCAGUUGAUGGAGGUUGGGGGUUACAUUCAGUUGAUAAGUCUACAUGUUUUGGUACAACUAUGAAUUAUAUAUGUUUAAGAUUAUUAGGAUUACCUUCAGAUCAUCCUGUUAUUAUAAAAGCUAAAAUAACAUUACAUCGUUUAGGUGGAGCUUUGAAAAAUCCUCAUUGGGGUAAAGCUUGGUUAUCAGUUUUAAAUUUAUAUGAAUGGGAGGGUGUUAAUCCUGCACCACCUGAAUUAUGGGCAUUACCUUAUGAAUUACCAAUACAUCCAGGUAGAUGGUGGGUUCAUACUCGUGCAAUUUAUCUACCAUUGGGUUACUUGCUGGCUAAUAAAGUCCAAUGUAAAUUAAAUUUAACUUUGGAAAAAAUAAGAAAUGAAAUUUAUUUACCUAGUCAGUUACCGUAUGAAUCAAUUAAAUUUAGUAAUAAUAGAAAUAAUGUAUGUGGUGUUGAUCUAUAUUAUCCUCAUACUAGUGUAUUAGAUUUUGCAAAUUAUUUUUUAAGUGGAUGGGAGAAAGUAAGACCAAAUUGGAUGUUGAACUGGAUAAAUUCCAAAACUUAUAAAUUAAUUGAAAAAGAAUAUUUAAAUACCGAUUAUUUAUGUAUUGCACCAGUAAGUUUUGCAUUCAAUAUGAUUGUAACUAGCUAUCAUGAAGGUCCACAAUCAAAAAAUUUCAAGAAACUAGUCGGUAGAAUGAAUGAUGUUCUAUUUCAUGGCCCUCAAGGUAUGACUGUUAUGGGAACAAAUGGUGUGCAAGUAUGGGACGCAGCAUUUAUGGUUCAAUAUUUUUUCAUGACAGGAUUGGUAGAUCAUCCUAAAUAUCAAGAAAUGAUACGAAAAUCAUAUUUGUUUUUAGUCAGAUCACAAUUCACCGAAGACUGUGUGGAAGGUUCCUUUAGAGAUAGAAGAAAGGGGGCAUGGCCAUUUAGUACGAAAGAUCAAGGAUAUACAGUAAGUGACUGUACAGCAGAAGCAAUGAAAGCCAUAAUUAUGGUAAGAAAUGAUAAAAGAUUUGCAGAUAUAAGAGAUGAAAUCAAAGAUGAAAAUUUAUAUGAUGCAGUUGAAGUAUUAUUACAAAUUCAAAAUAUUGGAGACUGGGAAUAUGGAUCGUUUUCAACAUAUGAAGGUAUUAAAUCGACUCUUUUAUUAGAAAAAUUAAAUCCCGCUGAAGUUUUCAACAAUAUAAUGGUAGAAUAUCCUUAUGUGGAAUGUACAGACUCUUCGGUGUUGGGGUUGACAUAUUUCCAAAAAUACUAUCCAAAUUACAAAACUGAGUUAAUAAAUAAAACUAUAUCCAGUGCAAUACAAUAUAUAAUUGAAGCACAAGAUACAUUAGAUGGUUCUUGGUAUGGUUGUUGGGGCAUAUGUUAUACUUAUGCAUCAAUGUUUGCACUUGAAGCUUUAAAUAGUGUUGGUCAAACUUAUGAAAACUCAGAAUCUGCAAGAAGAGGUUGUGACUUUCUUAUUUCGAAACAACUUGAUGAUGGUGGCUGGUCAGAAUCGAUGAGAUCGUGUGAAACUCAUUCUUAUGUAAAUAGUGAAAAAUCAUUAGUUGUUCAAACAGCUUGGUCAUUAAUUGGUCUUAUAUUAGCUGAUUAUCCUGAUAUUGGACCUAUCAGAAGGGGUAUAAAAUUGCUAAUGGAUAGACAAUUACCAACAGGAGAAUGGUUAUAUGAAGAUAUAGAAGGUGUUUUUAAUCAUAGUUGUGCUAUAGAAUAUCCUUCCUAUAGAUUUUUGUUUCCUAUCAAAGCAUUAGGAUUAUAUGCAAAAAAGUAUGGUGAUAAGGUUUGA